Messenger RNA from Acinonyx jubatus (cheetah), 3166 nucleotides. It is a transcript of the gene SEC14L5, whose product is annotated as SEC14 like lipid binding 5. Gene Ontology annotation, cellular component: cytoplasm. The coding region runs from base 314 to 2401 and encodes 695 amino acids. NCBI's taxonomy places the organism in Eukaryota, Metazoa, Chordata, Mammalia, Carnivora, Felidae. The transcript is spliced from 16 exons. The record is from RefSeq and is a predicted model, not a curated record.
GGGCCAGGGCCGGAUUCUCCGCUGUCCCAGGUCCUGGAGCACUCCCGCCGGGCAGGUCUGGCUCCUGCCCUGCAGGCCCCUCCCUGGCUGGCCCGGCCCCAGGGUGAGCACGGCCGGACGCCCCAGGCUGGGCGGCCGCGGUCGGGCCUCGCCCCAGAAGCUGCGCUCCGGGGCAGGCGUCCGCGGGGGGGCCCCCCGGCGGACUCAGCGCCAUACUGACCCCGGGGCUGCCUCCCGGGAGGUUCCGAGGGCGAGGGCGAGGGUUUUGUGCUCACUCCUGCCUGGGUGCUUCUGUUGGCGCUCCUGCGAGAACAUGGUGCAGAAGUACCAGUCUCCUGUCCGCAUCUACAAGUACCCAUUUGAGCUGGUCAUGGCGGCCUAUGAGAAGCGCUUCCCCACCUGCCCGCAGAUCCCCGUCUUCCUGGGCAGCGAGGUCCUGCGCGAGUCCCGCAGCGCAGACGGGGCGGUGCACGUGGUGGAGCGGAGCUGCAGGUUGCGCGUGGAGGCCCCGCGGCUGCUGCGCAAGAUUGCCGGCGUAGAGCACGUGGUCUUUGUGCAGAGAAACGUGUUGAACUGGAAGGAGAGGACCCUCCUCAUUGAAGCCCACAAUGAGACCUUCGCCAACCGCGUGGUGGUCAACGAGAACUGCAGCUACACUGUCCACCCCGAGAAUGAAGAGUGGACUUGCUUUGAGCAAUCCGCCUCGCUCGACAUCCGGUCCUUCUUUGGCUUCGAAAGUGCCUUGGAGAAGAUCGCCAUGAAGCAGUACACAGCUAACGUCAAGAGGGGGAAGGAGGUGAUUGAGCAUUACCUGAACGAGCUUAUCUCCCAGGGCACCUCUCACAUUCCCCGGUGGACGCCUGCCCCCGUCCGAGAGGAGGACGCCCGCUCCCAGGCUGGCCUGAGAGAUCCGGGCUCCCUGGAGGUUGACGGGCCCAUCGGUGCUCCAGGCCCUGCGCCUGAGGUGGUGGUUACAGACGGGGACAAGCUAGAUGCAGACUACAUUGAGCGCUGCCUGGGUCAUCUCACACCAAUGCAGGAGAGCUGCCUCAUCCAGCUGCGACACUGGCUGCAGGAGACCCACAAAGGCAAGAUUCCCAAAGAUGAACACAUCCUUCGGUUCCUGCGGGCUCGUGACUUCCACCUGGACAAGGCCCGGGAGAUGCUGCGCCUGUCCCUGAGCUGGCGAAAGCAGCACCAGGUGGAUUUCCUCCUUCAGACCUGGCGACCCCCUGCUCUCCUGGAGGAAUUCUAUGCGGGGGGCUGGCACUACCAGGACGUAGAUGGCCGCCCCCUCUAUAUCCUGCGCCUGGGCCACAUGGACACCAAAGGCUUGAUGAAGGCCGUGGGGGAGGAGGCACUGCUGAAGCAUGUUCUUUCCGUCAACGAGGAAGGACAGAAGAGAUGUGAAGGGAACACAAAGCAGUUUGGCCGUCCCAUCAGCUCCUGGACCUGCCUGGUGGACCUGGAGGGUCUCAACAUGCGGCAUCUGUGGCGGCCGGGGGUGAAGGCCCUGCUUCGGAUGAUUGAGGUGGUCGAGGACAACUACCCUGAGACCCUGGGCCGGCUGCUCAUCGUGAGAGCCCCCCGCGUCUUCCCGGUGCUCUGGACGCUGAUCAGCCCCUUCAUCAAUGAAAACACCAGGCAGAAGUUCCUCAUCUACAGUGGCAGCAAUUACCAGGGCCCCGGAGGCCUCGUGGACUACCUAGAUAAAGAAGUGAUCCCCGACUUCCUUGGGGGAGAGUGUGUGUGUAAUGUCCCCGAAGGAGGGCUGGUCCCCAAGUCCCUCUAUCUGACAGAAGAGGAGCAAGAGCACACAGACCAGCUGCGGCAGUGGAGAGAGACUUACCAGUCGGCCAGCGUUCUCCGAGGGGCCCCCCAUGAGGUUGCCGUGGAGAUUCUGGAGGGCGAGUCAGUCAUCACCUGGGACUUUGACAUCCUGAGGGGGGACGUGGUGUUCAGCCUGUACCACAGCAAGCAGGUGCCCAAGCCUGGACCCCAGGAGCCUGGGGCCAGGGCCGGCGGGCAGCUGACGGACAAGGGCUGGGUCCUAGGUGUGGAUUACAGCCGUGUGGAAGCCCCCCUUGUCUGCCGGGAAGGGGAGAGCAUCCAGGGCUCCCAUGUGACCCGGUGGCCUGGCACCUACUUGCUCCAGUGGCAAAUGCACAGCCCCCCUGGCAAUGUGGCCUGCAGCAUCCCGGGUGUGGAGGAUGUCCUGACGGCCCUGCACAGCCCUGGCCCCAAGUGCAAACUCCUCUACUACUACGAGGUGCUGGCGUCUGAGGACUUCAGGGGCUCCAUGUCCAGCCUGGAAUCCUGCACCAGCGGCUUCUCCCAGCUCAGUGCCACCACUUCCUCCUCUUCUGGCCAAUCCCACAGCAGCCCCUUGGUCUCCAGAUAGCUGGGACUGAGCCCUGUGGGGCAGCCCGCUCGCCUCCCACGUUUCAAGUGUCCGUGAGGUCUGGGACCACGUGGGCUUCAGCCCUGGGUCUGGACACUAAGUGGGGGCAUCUGGAGCCGAUGGCAAUGAUCCAGCUCAUGCACUCUUCAGGAUGCAAGACAGAACCAUCUCCUUUGGGCUUCAUGUGAGGAAAAGCCAAGGAAUGGUUGGGCCACCUUUGGGCCUGCCUGGUCUGGGAGCUCAGGGAUGUCAUCAGGCUCAGCACCCCCUCUCCACCUCUGGCUCUUUCCCUGGGGCAGCCUCCUUCUCAGGUGCCUUCCCCACACAGAGGGCCCCAUCACCAUUAGGCUCCCUCUCUCCUCCCAGCUCAGCUGUGGAAGAGAACCUCUCUCCCCCAAAGUUCGAUCCAACCUCCCAGAACUGAGUCUAAUCAGUCCGUCUGGGUCCCACACUAGUCCUUGAACCAAUCACAGUUGCCAGGGGAAAAAAGAACACAGACUGGCCAGUAGGUUUCUGUCUACGAUCUGGACCAAUCACCAUACAGGGAUGGGGUUUCAGUGAUUGGCCUACCUGGACCACAUGCCUGUUCCCGAAGCCAACCACCUGGUUUGAAAAUCAUAAGGAGGUUGCCUCUAGGAAUACUGGGGUACCUGACAGGAAGAAGAGGGAAAGAAUGCUGGGUAGGCAGAAAUGAUUGGCGUUCACAUCUGAUUCCCUAGCGAUGCCUUGUGUCCCAGACAUGCAUGGUGAACAGUUAUAUGAGUU